Messenger RNA from Melanotaenia boesemani (Boeseman's rainbowfish), 6384 nucleotides. It is a transcript of the gene ppp1r9a, whose product is annotated as protein phosphatase 1, regulatory subunit 9A. Gene Ontology annotation, molecular function: actin filament binding. Gene Ontology annotation, cellular component: actin cytoskeleton; cytoplasm; postsynaptic density. The record is from RefSeq and is a predicted model, not a curated record. The coding region runs from base 540 to 3983 and encodes 1147 amino acids. Lineage: Eukaryota; Metazoa; Chordata; Actinopteri; Atheriniformes; Melanotaeniidae. Gene Ontology annotation, biological process: calcium-mediated signaling; neuron projection development; actin filament organization. The transcript has 20 exons.
UUAUCGGACGGAACCAUUGCCGCAGUUCAGGUUUUUGCACCUGUCACAUGACGCUUUACAUUCGCAAAUCACCGGCUAUCAAAGCAGCAGCUCAGUCUACUUUACUACAGCGCGGACGUAUAUCGGACGCUGCCGUCCAGCAAAGGCUGCCACAGUGCAGCUCUCAGUGAGAUGAGCUGCCAAACUGCACCGACACCCCUAUUGUGCAACUGGCAGCAUCACCCUCUGCCUGCAAUGGCGUUGUAGCGGCUCUAGUAUGUCCCAGCGUUUUAAUAGUGGCGAUUCCGUCCGGGGCUGUUUACAAGCGAUAGAUAGACAUGUUUUUUUUUUCGGGAGGUUUUACAACAAUAGCAUCACCAUUUUUCCCCAGUUCACCCUCUGGAUUACAGUUUAUUUGUACAACGCGUUCAACGAAGCUGGAGCCCUGGAUGUGAAACUGGGCCUGAAGGAUUUGGACCAAGUCAACUAGGCUCAAUCAUCCCACGUUCUAAUGAGGUCACGGUAAUGCUGACAUCCCCUCUAAAUCCAAAGACAUCAUCAUGCUAAAGACGGAGGCCUCUGGGGAGAGGACCAGCCUCCGGAGUGCCUCCCCCCACCGUAAUGCCUAUCGGGCUGAGUUUCAGGCACUCAAGAGAGCCUUUGACCAGCCUCGGAUUGAUGGAGACUCAAAGCCCAAAGAUCUUGAGCGGGUAAAACAGCCAAGAGGCCGCCAGUAUGGGGCCCAUGUCAGUCGAAUUAAGGACAUGUUCAUGCAAAUGGGCUCAGAAAAUACACCGGCUAGGACCAGAGGUCGCGAUGAGUCCUCGCCACAGAAGCUGGUGAAGCCCACCAACUUCAUCAAUAAGGCUGAUGGAUCAGUGAUAAAGCUCCAGCAUUCCUCAUCAGCUGACAGGAUUGGAGGUGCAGGGGCAAAGUUCUCAGAAACCAGGAAGCUGUUUGAGCAGCAGUCACGGGACCAGUCCCAAUCACCAGUCUUUCCCUACUUACGUGAUAAACGGGGCUCACAUGAGCAUCUUGAUGACUGGCGAGGGGCGAAGUCCAACAGGGGCAGCACAGACUCCUUGGACUCCCUGUGUUCCAGAACAGAGGCGUCCUCACCAACUGUCAGCCAGCUCAGUGCUGUUUUUGAAAAUGCCGAUCACCACAAUCAGAGUGUUCCUUACAGAGGAGUCAGCCGACGAACCCUAUACUCACCUGAUGGAUCCCUCCGCCAUGGAGGUGAUCUCAGUGAGGAUGAUUCAAGACAAUCUCCAAUUCAUGGAACCUACCGGAACAGGAUAGGUGGCAAGUAUCCUGCAUCCUCAUCCUCUGAGGAUCUCCUGAGUCCUAGUCCUGGGGCAGAGACUUCAGAACCCAAAAUAGAGGCUCCAAAAGAUAAAGAGGCCCAGGACAAAACUGAUGUCACUCCAAAGGGAGAGAGACAGCGUUUGCCUGGGGUCACCACCAAUGAAAGCCAAGUUAAUGGCUCUUGCGAGGAAGAAGAAAAACCCUCAGACUCUAUAAUGCAUACUGAUGAUCAAGAGGUCUCCAAAGCCUCAAAACCUACACACGGUGCUGAGAUUACUAACAAAGUUUUGAAAGAAACUCCUCCUGAACUCAUCACAACUUCCCUGACCCAGGAAAGCAAAGAGGACAGAGAUGCUUCAAAGGAAGACAAACCCUCUGAAUCUCCCGAUGUCCAGAGGGAAGCACCUGAGGAUGAAUACACUGGCAAUGAGCGGGUUAUUUUCAACGCAGAUGGGGAUGCCUGUUACCAGGGUUGGGGGGAAAGCUGCACAGAUCCUGAGGAUGACCUCUACGGUGAUGACGAGGAUAUCAUCUAUGACCCAGGCUCUGAGCUGACAGAGAUCCCUGGUCUGCCAGAUGAAAACAAAGAGGACAUCCCCCCUAAGAGGACGAUUCGUUUCAGCACUGCUCCCAUUACAGUGUUCAACACCUACUCCAACGAGGACUAUGACCGCCGUAAUGAGGAGGUGGAUCCUGUGGCUUCAUCUGCUGAGUAUGAGUUGGAGAAGAGGGUGGAAAAACUGGAGCUGUUCCCUGUGGAACUGGAGAAAGACGAAGAUGGCCUGGGGAUCAGUAUCAUCGGGAUGGGUGUUGGUGCUGACGCAGGCUUGGAAAAACUAGGCAUCUUUGUCAAGACUGUCAUUGAGGGUGGAGCUGCUGAGCGAGACGGCAGGAUUAAGGUGAAUGACCAGAUCGUGGAGGUGGAUGGGACCAGCCUGGUGGGUGUCACCCAAAGCUUUGCUGCCUCUGUCCUUAGAAACACGUCAGGAGUGGUUCGGUUCGUGAUUGGCCGAGAACGCCCUGGCCAGCAGAGUGAGGUAGCCACGCUCAUCCAGCAGACCCUGGAGCAGGAGAGGAGACAGAGAGAACUGCUGGAGCAGCAGUACGCCCACUAUGAUGCUGAUGAUGACGAGCAGACUGGAGAGUACGCCACAGAUGAUGAGGAUACAGGAACAACCACGGCCGGGGACGAAAAGAACAUUGAAGUGUUUGAUUUACCAGAGACUGACGACAUCUUGUCUCCAUCAGAGUUAGAUGCCACUAAACUCUACCAGAAGUUCCGAGAGCUCCAGAUCAAACACACGGUGACCGAGGCCGAGAUCCAGAAGCUUAAAAACAAGUUGGCAUCAGUAGAGAGAGAAAAGCAACGCUGGGAGAAGGAGAAAAGCCAGCUGAAGGCCAGCAUUGAGGAAAACAAGGAGAGGAUGUUAAAGCUGGAGAGUUAUUGGAUCGAGGCUCAGACCCUUUGCCAUACUGUCAACGAACACCUAAAGGAGGCCCAGGCCCAGUACCAGGCUCUAGAGAAGAAAUACAACAAAGCCAAGAAACUCAUCAAAGAUUUCCAGCAGAAAGAAGUGGAGUUCAUCCAGAAGGAGGAUGCAGAGAGGAGGCGGCUGGAAGAGGCUGAGAAAGCUCACCUGGCAGAGAUCCAAGGACUGCAAGUUCGGAUUGCAACAUUAGAGUCUGAGUUAAUGCAGCUGAUGAAGCAGAACGGUAUCCAGGUCAACAACAACAACAACAGUAAUAGUUCUGAGAGGCUCAGCGCUCAGCAGCACAGCCCCAGCAGAGCUGCAAACCAAGCCAGAGACCUGAAGGAGGGCUCUCCCCACUCACCCAGCAAAAAGAAGGACUCCAAAGGAGUUGCCCAAGACAGCAUCAGUUUCACAGAGCGAGAGGUCUCAGAAGCUCAAGCAAGCCCAGCCCACAGUCGCUCUGGCUCAGUUCGUAGUGAUGGAGGAGCCGCAGGCCUGAGGGCCCCUGGCAGUGCAGAGGGCUCUCCCAGAAAAACACUUCAUGGCUCCCCUACAAUGUCAAGCCACUCUCACAGUUUGGAGGAUCAAAGACAUGUACUGGACCCUGGGUCGUCCCUCAGGAAAAUUAAAGCAAGGGUCAAAGAUCCCAGGGCCUCAACUGGAAACAGCUCCACAGAGCCAUCAGCAGAUUACAGUCCAGAGAAGCCCAAGACCAAGGCACCAACUUUGAUUGAUGAUCUGAGCGCCAGCAGCAGCAGCUCAGUGGAAAUCAGUGGUCUGCUCGGUGAAGCCAAGAUGUCAGGACGCUCACACACCCCGCUGCUCUCCUCAAACGAGAGUCUGGAUAUGAUAGAUGAUGAGAUCUUAGAUGAGGGUCAGUUAAAGCAGCAUCAAUGGCAGAACUGCAGCAUCACAGAGUGGACUUCACAGCAAGUAGCACGCUGGCUCAUGGGACUUAACUUAGAACACCAUAUCCCAGAAUUCACUGCCAAAAACAUAGAUGGAGAGCAACUGCUGCAACUUGAUAGUACUGAGCUGAAGGCUCUCGGAGUCACUUCUUCCCAGGACCGUAACCUGAUCAAGAAAAAGAUCAAAGAUCUCAAAGUUUUGAUGGAAAAGGCUCAACGGAACCAAGAGAAACUGGAGAAACAGCGCGAGAAGCUACGGAAGAGAGAGCUGGAGCAGCAGCAAAAAGAUGCUCACAGAGAAAAUGUGACAGAGUGAAAGAAGCCUUCAGAUUACCUCCCGUUUCACUGUAGCACCACAGCAAGUAGCAUCUCGCGGAAAUGACCGCCAGCAGGCCCACAAUCAAGCCCUGAGGGACGCCUACUCUGUAGUUCUCAGUGGUGGAGGUCCACACCCACCUGUCACAGGAUGUUGAGUGACCUGUACACCUUACAAAUUAAACCAAAAUGAGGAGUUGGAUGAUAGAAUGCUGCCCUUCAUUAUCCUCAUUGUACACCCAUCCUGAGUUUCUAGUAUUUUAAGAAUCCACUAAGUUCUAUUUAUUUCGCUGUUUAUAGCUGUAAAUUGGGUUUAUUUAUUCUUAUCCAGAGUAAGUCUGUGAACCCUCACCCAUAUCAUCCUCAGAGACAUGUCUUUUACCCAUCACAGCCACUCUGGACAUGAAAACCAAGUACAUGUACAGUAAUAAAUGCAGAUAUAAAUACGUCUGAUGUGCCAUUUUGAUAGACUUGUGUAAAUCCUAUUCAAAUACACUGAUCAGAAUAUAUUGCUUUGAAGCACAUACAGGUCAGGUCUGUGUGGCAGAAUUUAUUAGGCAGUUCCUAUCUGCCAACACUGGGUGUGCUGCCUACUUUCAGCCCUACAGGAAACAACACUGGAACUCUCCAACAGGAACUGAACUGGGAAUCAAGCUUCACUGGAAGAAUUUAGAUUUAUCUGUACAAAAAACACUGGAAGUGCAAAUACUGUUUAUGUGACCUGUGCACUGGCCUGUAGGGCUCUUUACAAAAAAUACUAAAGCAGCUCUCAAAGUAUCAAUAACAAGGACAUACUGUAUGCACUGGACUGGUUCUAAUAGUGAUUUUCAGGUACUGUGUAAUCAAUAAUUUGAAACUUAACUAACCUGUAAAAACAAGUAAACAAACAAAAACAACCUUGAUGAAAUUAAACUUCCUGCUCAUAUGCAUAUUGUUGCCGCUUGUAACCUGCUUUUGACUUCUUUUUAUAUUCAGUAACAACGUAAGACGCUGCUGCUGCCUUUAGAAACUCCUGUAGUAGAAAACCUCUGAACCUAGCCGCUUCUGUGUGAGUGUCGAAACACAUGCUAAGCUAAUCGGCCCAUUUCUGUCACUUUUGUUCCUUUUAAAAUUUUGCACUCAGAGUUCUCCAUGUAGAUUUCUCUAGAAAGUUCUCCAUAAGAUUUAAGAUCGCUGCCAUGUUGAUGGCUUCUAUGGUCAGAUGCAGCAGAUGUGGUAUUUUAAAGAUUAUUAUACCUGACACUCAUAUGAUACACUGGAAAUUGCUCCCCAAGGAUGCAGCAUAUUUUAACUUUCUUAUAAAAUUGCUUUAAUUUAAACUUAAAACAUUGUGAUCACAUUGUUAGAUGUCUUGAAAUGAUUUCACAUUUUAUUUAUUGGUUUAGGAUAAUGAAGCUCUUUGAGUUUUGUGUUCCUUAUGAUCUUUAUUUAUUAUUCCCAAGAAUCAUUACAUGUAGAGACACCAGACUCUUUGCGAUAGAAAAGCAGGGAGUUUGAUAACAGUUCUCUCUUGUCUUAAGAAGCCUUCCUGAUGUGCUGCUAACAGGUUAAUAACAAGAAUAGUUGGGAUUUCAGAUACUUCAUUCACUGAUCAGAGUUAUUUAUUACUAUAUUUUUAGAAGCAACUGACUAUUGUUUAUCAUAAAUUGAGAGUUUAUUAACACCUAAUAAGUUAUCCAGAAUUGUAUGAUUACUUUCUUUUGCCAAAAUACUAUUAAAACCUCUAAUAAAAAAAUAAAUAAAGGUAAAUUCAAGUGGCUGUUAUCAUAUGAAUGAUGUAAAUGUUAUCAGUGGUAUUCUCCUGUUGUGCUUCUGGUUUUCCUCUAACACAACUACAGUAUAAUGCUGCUCCAGUGCUCCUCUGAGAAACUACUCAUAUUAUAUUCUUAUGGAAUAUUUUGUAACACUUGAACCCUUCUGUGAAUAACCCAACACCCUUUACAAGCCGGUUGUCAGACUGCGCUCUUUAGACUCUUUUUGUAUGUAUAGUUCAACACUGAGAGCAAUAUGCUGUACGAAUCCUAAAAAGCCUUGUUUUUUAUCGUGCUGGUGUGUCUGCGCAGUUUGUCAGAGGGCUGAAAACCUGAGCGGCAACAUGUGAUUCUGCAGUAGAUCUUUUCUGUGUGUUUGCCUGGAUGAGACCCCGCUGCUCCUGGUUGGCAAAAAUGCAUAUGUUUCAAGUUAUGUCUGGAAGCAUUUAUUUUUCAUGUACAUAGAGAGCAUAAGAUAAUUGUCACACUGCUAGUCAUGGUUUCACCCUUAAAAGGUUGUGCAUACUCUCCUUUUCUUUUAUUUUCUUUUUUUUUUUUGUUUUGUCAUUGCCUUGCUCUCUUUUUUUCGCAUUCUGAAAAGUUGGAAAGGGCAGCUACCUGUCACACUGAAUAAAAUGUGCGGUCAUUGUC